Messenger RNA from Fopius arisanus, 2612 nucleotides. RefSeq names its product maltase A1-like. Gene Ontology annotation, biological process: carbohydrate metabolic process. The transcript has 9 exons. The record is from RefSeq and is a predicted model, not a curated record. Bases 211 to 2364 code for a protein of 717 amino acids. Lineage: Eukaryota; Metazoa; Arthropoda; Insecta; Hymenoptera; Braconidae.
UAUUUCGUUUCAGUCAGGAUUGAGAACGCCUUUUGGCAACAGCAAGUGUAGGUUCAGUCUGCCAGGUAAUUAUUCUGAUUCUUCAAGUACAUUUGAACACGAUAAAAACAAACUAGGCACUUGUCGAGGGGUGUUAAACAACUGUAAACCUGCCAAAAUCUAUAAAAAGCGAGGGAACGCGGUCCGAGCGUCCGAACGAGUAAACACAAAAUGGCGACCGGAAGAGGACUGGCGCUCUUGGCGCUCUUUUUGGCGGUACAAACCGGAAGUCCUAUAACCGCUGCUGAUGACUGGUGGAAAGACACUUUAAUUUAUGAAAUAGGGCCCAGGGCCUUCCAGGACAGCGAUGGAGACGGCAAUGGUGAUUUAUCAGGCAUUGUUCAGAGACUCGACUAUCUACAAGACCUGGGGGUUGAAACAAUCUGCCUGAAUCCCAUUUAUCCUUCACCGAUGAUAGCCAGUGGCUACGACAUUUCCAAUUACACGGACAUCCACCCCAUUUUCGGUGACAUGGAGGAUUUCAAUCGCCUCGUGGACGAGAUCCAUCGACGAGAAAUGAAAGUCAUCCUGGAUAUCGUGCCGAAUCACUCGAGCACCGAGCACAAUUGGUUUAAUGAGUCUAUUAACCGGAUUGACCCAUACACGGAUUAUUACAUCUGGGCAGAUGGUACAGUGGAUGCCAAUGGUACAAGACAUCCCCCAAAUGAUUGGACCAGCUUUAAUGGGGAUGAGAAUGGAUCUGCAUGGACCUGGAAUGAUGCUAGAGGCCAGUGGUAUUACCAUAAAUAUCACGAGGCACAGCCGGAUCUUAAUUUGAAAAAUGAAGAUGUUGUUCGAGAGCUUCUGGACAUAAUAAAAUUCUGGCUGGAGCGUGGGGUCGAUGGUUUCGUCUUCUCCGAAGUGAGGGACUUAUUCGUGGAUCCGAUUCUUGGUGACGAGGGCUCGUCGAAUGCAACGACAGGUUCAUUUGAAUCUCUGGAAACAUCCAACUUGCUGUAUGAGAUUCGAGAAUACACGAACAACUGGACCGACCUGAAUAAUUCAACGGGAAAGUUGCUGAUGGUCGAGGCCUCGGCUCCAGACGAGGAUCUUCUCUCGUAUUAUGGUAGUGAGGAACGGCCUGGAGUUGUACCGGUGAAUUUCCGUUUAAUUGAAGGCAUCGGGGAGGGUGCAACAGCCGGAAACAUCAAGUUAUUAAUCGAGGGGUGGCUGGAAAAGUUGCAAGAAAAUUGGACUACCAACUGGGCACUGUCAACAGACAAAUACCCCAGGAUAACGAGUCGAGUAGGUGACAAGAAGCUCCGAGGAUAUCUAAUUCUCUCAAUGCUCCUCCCAGGGCAAGCCUACACAUACUACGGUGACGAGAUAGGAAUGACAGACUCAAAGGGGCAAUGGAAUGACACCCUGACCCCCAGUUCACCCCGGCUAUCACCCAACAGCCUCGAGUACUCCCUUAACGCCCCGACGGCUCCGAUGCAGUGGAAUGAGGCCACUUCCGCUGGUUUCUCCACCAAUGACACUACUUACCUUCCUGUGAAUGAGAAUUACGAUUACCUGAAUGUAGAGAGACAACUCGAGGACCCGGAGAGCACUCUCAACAUGUACAAGAGCCUUGCCAGACUCAGGAAAGAUCCAGUAUUUCGGGACGGCGAUUGGGAGAUCGAGGCACUGAAUGACGAGAAAAUUCUGCUCCUCAAGAGAUCAUUAGAGGGACACCCCACCUACAUAAUUCUCGUGAACACAGGCAGCGAGAGAGAAUCAGUGAACGCUUCGGUGUAUCCAGACCUCCAGGAGGAGUUGAUUAUCGUUCUCUCGACUGAAGACUUCUCUAAUAGCUCGAGAGCCCCCAGGGACAGAAUAAAGCUGCUUCCCAAUGCUGCGAUGGUCUUGAUGAAUUCUGAAGACAACGAAACAAUCGAGGAGCCCUUCGUUGAUGAAUCCACUGUAACGAUUAAUCAAAAUACCACCGACGACGAUGAAACAACAGAGGAAAUCCCUGUGGAUGGAGCUAUGAAUUCAAGUGGUGAACACCCCUGGAGGCAAUGGACAGAGAAUUUCACAGAAGAUCCAAUCGAUGAAGGCGAUGAAAAGGUGGAAAAUGACUCUCUAUCUGAUCCCUUGACCCUAAAAAUACCAGAAAUUGCCCCGGCCGUCAAUAAUUCCGAGGAGAUUGAGGAAAAACCGAGGACAACGUCACAGCCGAUCCAUAAUAUACCAGAAAGGAUCGAAACGACAACUCAAACCCCAAAGUCUCUUAAUAAUGCAGAUGAUAGACAUGAGAACUCUUCUGCAUGCAGUAAUAAAAUUGCCAAAUUUGUGCUGGGAUUUACCUGCUCUGUCGCUCUUAUUUUUAAUUAUGUAUAGGGAAGAGAUAUCGAUUAUACAGGUACAUAAGUAAAAAUACAUUUCUGCUAGAAUAUAGUUUAUACAACAAAUACAUUUGUGUAAUUUUAAAUUUCUCAUAAGUUUCAAUGGAAAAUCACAAUUAUUGGGUGAGAGUUUUCGUUGAUUCUGCGAUUAUCUCGAUAAUGAAGUCCUGGGGGCAGUUAUCAGUGAUUUAUUGUAAAUCAUAAGAUUGUGAGACAAUCGCGCAAUAAAGUAAAUAAGAAGAA